This is a messenger RNA of Fusarium venenatum, 1641 nucleotides long. Its product is annotated as amidohydrolase 3. The record is from RefSeq and is a predicted model, not a curated record. Gene Ontology annotation, molecular function: hydrolase activity, acting on carbon-nitrogen (but not peptide) bonds. NCBI's taxonomy places the organism in Eukaryota, Fungi, Ascomycota, Sordariomycetes, Hypocreales, Nectriaceae.
AUGGCUUCUUCAAAGAUAUUCACCAAUGGCCGAUUCCUCAGCAAUACUCAUGGCUCUCACCAAGAAUGCAUGAUCACCCAAGACUCCAACAUCGCAUACAUUGGCCCAGAGAAUGAUCCAGCAGUUCAAAAGGCAAAGUCUAAUGGCGCUGAACUUGUGAACCUCAACAACAGAGUUGUCCUCCCUGGUUUCAUUGACAGCCACGUCCAUUUAUUAUUUUUUGGUCUAUCACAGCAAAAGCUCGACCUUGGAGGAUGCAAGUCCCUUGGAGAAAUCCGACAGAGACUAUCCGCCUUCGCAGCAUUCAACCCUGACCUGCCACAUAUUCUAUGCCGAGGAUGGCUUCAGUCCGCGACUGGAGGAAUUGCGCUGGCGAGUAUGAUCGAUGACAUCGACCCAAGGCCCAUUUUCAUCGAUUCGAAUGAUCUUCACUCGGUCUGGUGUAACACUGCCGCUUUGAAGAGGCUACCCAUUGAAGAAAUGAAAGCAAAGGUACCAGAAUUCAUCACAUGUGACAAAGACGGAAACCCAACUGGCCUUCUGGCAGAAGCCGCUGUCACAGCCUUUAUCUGGCCUUUUCUUAUCAAAUCCCUUUCCAUGGAUGAUAAGAUAGAGGCAUUUGAGAGAGCAAUUGAGGCUUACUCUGCAGAGGGAUACACUGGAGUUAUCGAUAUGGCCAUGGAUGCGAUAGCCUGGGAAGCCUUGCAAGUACUACGAGAAACCAAGGGUAUCAAUCUUCAUAUCGCUGCGCACUGGUUUGUUCCCUACGAGGCAGACCAGACUCUUCUCGAUGCACAAAUUCAAGAAGCUAUCGACAUGCAUAAUAAAUUCCACCCUUCAAAGUCCCCAGAAUUUUGCAUCGUGGGCGUCAAAAUUAUUGGAGACGGUACAGUAGACGGCUGCACAGCCGCGCUAUCAUACCCCUAUGGAGAAUCUGUUGAUCUCAUUGAGCCACUAUGGCCAGCUGAGGCUUUGCAGAGAACACUGCAUCAGAUUACAAAAGCUGGUAUGCAGUGCGCCAUACACGCCAUAGGUGAUACAGCCAUCAACCAAGCCAUCGAGGCAAUAGCGAGCACCAACAAUCCUACCGCUCGUCACAGAAUAGAGCACUUGGAAAUGGCUACCCCAGAAGACGCCCUUCGACUUGGUGGUCUCGGCAUAACAGCCUCGGUACAGCCUGUGCACAGCGACCCUGCAAUCCUCGAAGGGUACUCCAAGCUUGUUAAGCCAUCAGCGUGGGAAAACGCAUUUCCUUAUAAAGAGUGUCUUGACGGCCACGCAAAUAUGGCAAUUGGCACCGAUGCACCUACAGCCCGACACUUGUCAUUUCCAAACUUGUAUAACGCAACUACGAGAAAGUCUGCACUGGAGCCUGAGAUGGACAAGGUUACGAAUGGUAAGAGUGCGCUCACUUUGGCGCAGGCUAUGAAGGCUGCAACAUAUGGAGCUGCGUAUUCAAGGUUUGCGGAGACUUGGACAGGAAGUUUGAAAGAGGGAUUGAGAGCAGAUUUCAUGGUUUUGCCAGGUAUCCCGGAAGUUCAAGGGCUCUUGGAUAUCAAGGUCGACGAGACGUGGUUUGGAGGAAAGAAGGUUUAUGACAUGAUGGAUAAAGGAAAUCAAUUGGGCAAUUCCCAUUUGUAA